AGAGCUCGUUAAGGACAGGAACUGGAAAGAGCCCCUUCUAGUUGCACUUGCGUAUUCUGGUCAGAUAGUGGAGGAAGGAGCUAUAGCUGUCACUCCUAAUGAUAUUCCUGUUGGUGCACUUGUAUCCCCUACUGGCUUCAUCCCUACAAGCGUCGCUGCCAUGUAG
Messenger RNA from Ilex paraguariensis (yerba mate), 166 nucleotides. NCBI's taxonomy places the organism in Eukaryota, Viridiplantae, Streptophyta, Magnoliopsida, Aquifoliales, Aquifoliaceae. The record is from the annotation of a GenBank genome assembly.